This is a messenger RNA of Neomonachus schauinslandi (Hawaiian monk seal), 1059 nucleotides long. It is a transcript of the gene MAGEB17, whose product is annotated as MAGE family member B17. Gene Ontology annotation, biological process: negative regulation of transcription by RNA polymerase II. Gene Ontology annotation, cellular component: nucleus. NCBI's taxonomy places the organism in Eukaryota, Metazoa, Chordata, Mammalia, Carnivora, Phocidae. The record is from RefSeq and is a predicted model, not a curated record.
CUGCUGUCCCUAACCACACUCAUGCCUCAUGGUCAGAAGAGUAAGCUCCGUGCCCGGGAGAGAAGCCGACAGGCCCGAGGUGAGAGCCAGGGUCUUGGGGCAGCUCAGGCCACUGCAGCAGUGGAAGAAGAGGUCCCCUCUUCCCCCUUGCUUGUCUGUCAGGGUGCGCCCCUGAGCUCCCCUGCAAUAGGCCCUCCCCAAAAGUCUCAGAGGGCCUGAUCCACCAGCAGUCCUGAUGCAACCAUUUCAGGCUGAAGUUCUGAUGAAGGUGCCAAGAGCCAAGGGAAGGAAAGCCCAAGUCCCUGCCAGGCCCUGCCUUCCCCUGAGAGCUCUCACACAGAUCCUCUGACCAGGAAGGCGGGCAUGUUGGUGCAUUUUCUGCUGUACAAGUAUAAAAUGAAGGAGCCCAUUACCGAGGCAGAAAUACUGAAGGGUAUCAACAAAAAGUACAAGGAGCAAUUCCCUGAGAUCCUCAAGAGAACCACUGAGCGCUUGGAGCUGGUCUUUGGCCUUGAGCUGAAGGAAGUUGACCCCAGCAGUCACUCUUACGCCUUUGUUAGCAAAGUGGGCCUUCCCACCGAAGGGCGUCUGAGCGACGGCGUGGGAUUCCCCAAGAACGGGCUCCUGAUGCCUCUCCUGGGUGUGAUCUUCAUGAAUGGCAACGGGGCCACUGAGGAGGAGACGUGGGAAUUCCUGAAUGUGUUGGGGGUCUAUGCUGGGAGGAGGCAUCUCAUCUUUGGGGAGCCCAGGAAGCUCAUCACCAAAGAUUUGGUGCAGGAAGAGCACCUGGAGUACCGCCAGGUGGCCGACAGUGAUGCUCCUUGCUACGAGUUCCUGUGGGGCCCAAGAGGCCACGCUGAAACCAGCAAGAUGAAAGUCCUGGAGUUUUUGGCCAAAGUCAGCAAUACUGUGUACCCCAGUGCCUUCCAGGGCUGGUAUGAAGAGGCUUUGAGAGAUGAGAAAGAGCGAGCCCAGGCCAGAGUUGCAACCCAGGCUGCCACUGGUGCCCCGGCCAGUGCCUGCUCCAAAGCCACGUCCAGCAGCCCCCCUCAGCCCUAG